Messenger RNA from Solanum pennellii, 2320 nucleotides. RefSeq names its product transcription factor TCP8. Gene Ontology annotation, cellular component: nucleus. Gene Ontology annotation, molecular function: DNA-binding transcription factor activity; sequence-specific DNA binding. The coding region runs from base 467 to 2041 and encodes 524 amino acids. The transcript is spliced from 2 exons. Lineage: Eukaryota; Viridiplantae; Streptophyta; Magnoliopsida; Solanales; Solanaceae. The record is from RefSeq and is a predicted model, not a curated record.
CUCCAGAAUCUUUUUUCUUUUUUUUCUCCCAUUCAGGUCCUCAUCUGCUUCUCUCUCACUCUCUGUUGUUAUUUCUCACAGGGAAGAAAACAAGAGUGAAUCAGAAAAAAAAAACCUAAUGAACCCCACAAUAACUCUUACUUCAAGUUAGCCCCCACCUUAUUUUCUGUUCUUAUACUAUUAUAAAGAUUUAAUUUUUUAAAGAAUUUUUACUUUUCUUUCUCUUUAUUUUUGAGUUUGGAAGAAGAGAAGAGAAGAGAUGGAGAUGGGGUUGAGAAGUUAGAAAACAAAUCAUCAGACAGAAGAAAGGGGAAAAAAAAUAAAAGGCAGAUAAAGAUACAUCAGUUUUCUUGAACCCACCAACAAAAUUCUUGAUUACCCCACCCACCCCCACAUUCCAACCCAGGUCCAGGCCACCACACACACUCUCUUUCUCUCUCUCUCUUCCCUAAAAAAACCCAAAAUUAUGGAACUCACUGAUUUACAAAACAACAAUACUAAUAGCAAUAGUAAACAACAAACUACCACCAAUAACACCACACCUUCUCCACCUCUACACCACCAGAACCAGCACCAGCAUCAGUACCAGCUACUCUCUCAGCACCAUCACCACCAGCAGCAGCUUCAACAACAACAUGGGAGAUCAUCUGUACCUUUUAUGACCUCUAUUUCUAUACAGCCCACUGCACAAGCUCCAAUUACUAAUUCUGCUACUAAUGCUUCUCCUUCUACUUCAUCUCCUACUCCACCGCAGCCACCUCAUCUAGUGGACGCUUCUCUUGCAAUUGCCACUAGAUCGGACACCUUAGUUGACCCAAAUAAGAAAUCUCAGCUGGCAAUACAACAAACACAACAUGUGCAGCCGCAGCAGCCACCACCGAAGCGACAAACAAAAGAUCGGCACACCAAAGUUGACGGGAGAGGGCGGCGCAUCCGAAUGCCAGCCGCAUGUGCAGCUAGGGUUUUUCAAUUGACCAGAGAAUUAGGCCAUAAGUCCGACGGAGAAACAAUCGAAUGGCUAUUACAGCAAGCCGAGCCAGCCAUCAUAGCUGCCACUGGCACCGGCACAAUCCCAGCCAACUUUUCAACUCUAAACAUAUCCCUCCGUAGCAGCGGCUCUACUCUCUCAGCUCCUCCUUCUAAGUCAGCUCCUCAUUCUUUUCACAGCGCUUUAGCUUUAGCCGCUGCGCAUCAAACCCCUCAUCCUUUUGAAGAAGGAUUCUCGCAAAUGCUAGGGUUUCAUCAUAAUACUCAUCUCCUGACGCAAAAUCCAAUCGCGGAAUCAAUACCUGGAGGCGGCGGUAGCAGCGGAGAUGGUGGAGGUGUAGGUGGACAAGAGGGAGCGGAUAAUUACCUACGGAAAAGAUACCGAGAGGAUUUGUUCAAAGAGGAAGGUUCAAGUAAUCAACCAGGAGAAGCUUCUGGAGGAUCUACUUCACCUUCGAAUAAGCAAUUCAAAGGAAAUUCACCUCAAUUGCCUAAUAAGCCUAAUUCCCAAGAAGGUGUAGCUGGACCCUCCUCUAAUAUGCUUCGGCAUACUAACAUGAUACCAGCUACUGGGUUAUGGGCGGUGGCACCACCGCCCACAAGUGGAACUACCGGCGGCAGCCCGUUCUGGAUGCUUCCGGUCACGAGCGGACAAACCUUAUCCGCUCCCAUGGCAAGUACAUCAGGAACUACAACACUGGAGUCUCAAAUGUGGCCGUUCCCUAUGGGUAGCUCAAACACUAUUCAAGCACCAUUACAUUUCAUGCCUCGGUUUAACAUCCCACCAAAUCUAGAAUUUCAAAGUGGAAGAGGAAACCCAUUGCAACUAGGCUCAAUGCUAAUGCAGCAACAACAACCAUCUCAACAUCUUGGGCUGGGAAUGGCCGAAACUAAUUUAGGCAUGUUAGCCGCUCUUAAUGCAUAUUCAAGAGGUGGUUUGAAUAUGAAUUCGGAUCAUCAACAAACCCACUCAUUGGAUCAUCACCAGCAACAACAACAACAUCAACCUCAACCUACAGAUAGCGACGAAGAUGAUCCAAACAAUUCUCAGUAAAAUCUAUAAGAUUGGUUUUAAAAUUUCUAAAGUGUGAUGGAGUGAAAGAUUCAGUUCAUGGAAGACAGACAGAGAGGUAUAUGUUAGUUGUCAUUUGGUUUUGUCUGUCAUUAUUUACCUUUUAUUUUUUGUUUGUUUUGGAGAACCUUUUGCUAGAGAGUUGUGAAGGAUUUGAAUUGUAUUUUGUUAGGAGUGGAGAGAGAGAAAGACAUUUGUAUAGGAGGAUUAUAUAUUUGUGUUUAGUAUUUUUCAAAAAAAAAAAAAAAGCUCAGCUUGCUC